AGGUGGUUUUUCUCUUUGGCCACCAGGAAGCUGGCGAGGCUGGAGGAAGAAGAGGGCGGGAAGCAGGCCGGAAGGGAAGGAGGAGAGAAGCCAAGAGCCAGGGUGGGGCGUCAUCUAGGUGAAAAUCGUUCAGCUGUCUGGAGUUGGCUUCUACUGUGCCAUUGGGGAGACCAAGGACAGUCUGGCUCAGUGUGAGUGCCCCAGGACAGACGGAGGUGCUGUGUGUUGGGGUGCACAGCUCCCCUGACCUCGCUCUAGGCCCCCCUCCGACGCCAUGCGGCUGCCCCGGCCGCUGCCGGAGCUGAGCCUCCUCCUGGCCAUGGCCUUCAUUGCUCUGCUGCUCCUGUCUUGCGUGUCCCCGCCUGCCUGCCCCGUCCCGGAGAGGUCGUCAGAGCCCCAGGAGGUCCCCACGUGGUUCCCGGACUCUCAGCGCGCCGACCCCGCCCCGUGCCAGGCCAACUUGUCUGUGGCCGAUCACCCCGACUUCGCGGCGCUGCCCGCGCACAUCCGUGACUUCCUGUUGUACCGGCACUGCCGAGACUUCCCGCUGCUGCGGGAGCCGCGGGCCACCAAGUGCGCACCGCCCGUGUUCCUGCUGCUGGCCAUCAAGUCGUGGGCCAGGGAAGCCGGGUUCUUAAGUAUGCGUAAGAGACCCACGCAGGGACGGGUAAGGCCUGCGCGACGCAGGCCCGGGGGAGCCUGCCAUUCCGCGCGUCCCCCACUCCACCCGCAGGUCCUCUUCCUGGAGUGGCAGCGGAGUCGCUGCCCCGACGCCAGCUUCGUGCUCAACGGGGAUGACGACGUCUUCGCGCACACGGACAACAUGGUCACCUACCUGAAGGGCCACGACCCGGACCACCACCUCUUCGUGGGUCACCUGAUCCAGAACGUGGGCCCCAUCCGAGUGCCCUGGAGCAAGUACUUCGUGCCCACGCUGGUGUCGGCGGACGAGCACUACCCGCCCUACUGCGGCGGUGGCGGCUUCCUGCUGUCGCGCUUCACGGCAGCCGCACUGCAUCACGCCGCGCGAGUCCUCCCGGUCUUCCCCAUCGACGACGUGUUCCUGGGCAUGUGUCUGCGACAGCAGGGCCUGGCUCCCGGCUCGCACAACGGGGUGCGCGCGGCGGGGGUGCACGUCCCCAGCCCCCGCCUUUCCUCCUUCGACCCCUGCUUUUACCAGAAGCUGCUCCUCGUGCACCGCUUCCUGCCCUACGAGACCCUCCUGAUGUGGGACGCACUGAGCCAGCCCCUGCUUGCCUGCGGCAAGAAGGCCGGGGUCUACUGAGACGCUGGGAGGUCAGCACCCCCUUGCUCCUGUCCCCACCCUCGUGCGGUGUCAGGGAGGAUCUGCCCAGCGAACUCCUAUGUAGGCUUCAAAACCCUUUUGGUGCUGCUCACAGCAGGCUCCGGAUUGAGCCAAAUGUGAGCCGGCCUUUGCGUGGCUGCUGAGAAGUGCGAUGAGAGUAGCCCUGGAGUCCCUGGUGUCAGGUUCCCGCCUUGCACUGGGCCUUAGCCUCCCUCGGGUCCCCAAGGAAGUGGGGUAGGCGGAUCUUGACUUGGUCCCAGUGGUGUCCUCCAAGGACUUAGGGAACAGCAUAGGGGUAAGAGGGGUCCGGUGUCCCACUGACCGGGUGGCGGGAAAUAAAGUCUGUUGAAGGCUGAA
Cricetulus griseus (Chinese hamster) is the source of this 1663-nucleotide messenger RNA. Lineage: Eukaryota; Metazoa; Chordata; Mammalia; Rodentia; Cricetidae. The record is from RefSeq and is a predicted model, not a curated record.